Serpula lacrymans var. lacrymans S7.9 is the source of this 1092-nucleotide messenger RNA. RefSeq lists its product as uncharacterized. Bases 1 to 1092 code for a protein of 363 amino acids. The record is from RefSeq and is a predicted model, not a curated record. The transcript is spliced from 5 exons. NCBI's taxonomy places the organism in Eukaryota, Fungi, Basidiomycota, Agaricomycetes, Boletales, Serpulaceae.
AUGGAUAUUCCCAGCGCUGCCUCUUUGCAGUUCAUCGACAAAGUCGAUACGCUUCUCGAUACGUCCUCUCUCACUACACCUCAGCUCGUGCUUUAUGCCACCGAGUCUAUUCACUUUCUCUCAUCGCAACCUGACUCUGUCAGGCUAUACCUUGGUCUCGAUCUGUCUCACCUUCUUCAUGCCAUGUUAGACGCAUCGGACAUAUGUGGGGAGGGCUCGACGAGAUAUACGGCUUGUUCAAUCAUAGCAUGUGAUCAUGAGCAUGUCGGAAAACGUUUGCUGGUCAGCCUCGGGCAGACAUGGCUCUCUCACUUUCUUUGGGUUGUAAAAGCGAACGACUCAGAAGUCAAUCCAUUACUUGCAAAACAGGUUCUCGUGCGCGAUGCUCAUCAGUGCGUCGCUACGAAAUGGUAUGACCAGAACCACACUCCCUCGGCAUACAUAGGUCCACGAGCUAUCGUUAAAACAUGCCACAUUGUAAGGCCAAUUGUAGGCAUAUACAAGGCUAUUGCAACUGAAAAUGCUGGUAACGAAGAGUACCUCAGCCACAUUGUAACUUGGCACAUCAUAAAAAACUACUCCAAUCUUCCCGAAACCUCCAUCAACACAUUAGACUUUGGCAUGCAGGAGGCACAAAACGGGAUUUCACUUGAGCUAUACGCAUAUCACGGGUUUGCAAACUACGAAUGGUGUUUGACGCACAUUAAGGAGGACGAAUACGACAUCACCAUAAUGGGCACGCUCAAUCCUUUCAUACUCCCUCCCCCAUCUAUUUCGAUAUCCUUUAAAGGGCGUCAGAGACGCAAGAGUAAAGAGAAGUGUGGUGAUACCCAACGCGAAACUUGUGGUGGACAUCGACGCAGCCUCUCAAACGAAACUAUCGUGAGUGAAGGAUCUUCGACCGACGAAUCGAAGCCGUGUCGCGUCGGGACGAGCAUACGAAAACGUCAAGUCGCACGUCCCAAUGCUCACUUCCUUGCCUUUCAUGCCGCCAUCUGUAACGUUUUGCACCAGAGUGGAGCUCGUGACCUGUUGAAUAAAUUGCUUCGUAUGAAUUCAAAUAGCACGGAUAGUCCUCAUGUGUUGCAUUAA